Messenger RNA from Musa acuminata subsp. malaccensis (wild Malaysian banana), 955 nucleotides. Its product is annotated as germin-like protein 3-8. Gene Ontology annotation, cellular component: cell wall. Lineage: Eukaryota; Viridiplantae; Streptophyta; Magnoliopsida; Zingiberales; Musaceae. The record is from RefSeq and is a predicted model, not a curated record. Gene Ontology annotation, molecular function: manganese ion binding.
CAACAUAUUCUCGCUAUUGCUUGCGUCAAAGGGAGAAGGUGUUGAAUGAUUCAGAACACGAAGAAAUAUAUAAACGAUACAGACUUCACCCUCUCUCACACCACCAUUGAUAUCACAAGCAGCCAUGGAGUCGCACUACACGAAGAGACCAUUCCUCCUCUUCCUCUCCUUCACCGUCCUCCUCGUGUUGAUCCGCGCUGACCCUGAUCCUCUCCAGGACUUCUGCGUCGCCGACCUCGGAGCUACUGUGGUCGUCAAUGGGUUCCCGUGCAAGCCCGCGUCCGGAGUCACGUCCGACGACUUCUUCUUCGCCGGACUGUCCAGGGAGGGCAACACCAGCAAUAUCUUCGGGUCCAACGUGACCAACGCCAACGUGCUCAGCUUCCCGGGGCUCAACACCCUCGGCGUCUCCAUGAACCGCGUCGACGUCGCCCCCGGCGGCACCAACCCGCCCCACAGCCACCCGAGGGCCACCGAGCUCAUCAUCCUCCUCAAGGGCCGGCUGCUGGUGGGGUUCAUCAGCACCAGUAACCAGUUCUUCUCCAAGGUCCUGAACCCCGGCGAGAUGUUCGUGGUGCCCAAGGGGCUCAUCCACUUCCAGUACAACGUCGGCAAGGAGAAGGCGCUCGCCAUCACCACCUUCGACAGCCAGCUCCCCGGAGUAGUGAUCGCCUCCACCACCCUGUUCGCAUCGAAUCCGGCGAUUCCCGACGAUGUGCUGGCCAAAGCUUUUCAGGUGGACGCGAAGGUCGUCGCUCUCAUCAAGUCCAAGUUUGAGAGAUAAAGGCACCGGUGGUUUUAAUGGAUUAAACUGUGGUGAUUGAAAUGACUCAAACGUGUGGUUCCUAUAAUUCCUUCCAUGCAAGAAUAUACUACUGUAUGGUUUGUUUAUUAUGGAGAAUAACGAGGAAUUGAUAUAAUUCCGCUUUUAGACUAUACAAUAAUCCAUUUUCCA